Papaver somniferum (opium poppy) is the source of this 1078-nucleotide messenger RNA. RefSeq names its product RWD domain-containing protein 1. Gene Ontology annotation, biological process: cytoplasmic translation. Bases 154 to 903 code for a protein of 249 amino acids. Lineage: Eukaryota; Viridiplantae; Streptophyta; Magnoliopsida; Ranunculales; Papaveraceae. Gene Ontology annotation, molecular function: protein binding. The transcript has 11 exons. The record is from RefSeq and is a predicted model, not a curated record.
CCACGGCGCUCUUAACACAAUUUCCCUCUACGUUUUCACCUCUUUGCCUGUUUGGUUGUUGUUUUAGGUUUUCAUUCUUCCUCGUUACAGUCAGUAGUAGAGAAAGUAUCUCUGCGAAUAUUUCUUCGGAAAUUAGAACUAAAAUUCGAAGCCAUGACAGACUACGCUCAAGAACAAGAGAUGGAAAUUGAAGCUUUACAAGCUAUCCUCAUGGAUGAAUUUGAAGAAAUUGAUGCUAGUGACAGUGGAUUAAACACAUCCAAUAGGUGCUUCCAGAUUACAAUCUCACCACAGGAAGAAGACGAUGAGGAGACAUCUAAAGUUCUGCUGGCUUUAGUUUUUGCUCACACCGAAAAGUACCCAGAUGAACCACCACUUCUGCACGUGAAAAGUUUAAAAGGAAUAUCGUUAGAGCAUCUCCAGGCGUUAAAACAUAAGCUUGAGGAGGAGGCAUCCGAAAAUCUUGGCAUGGCUAUGAUCUACACACUCAUUUCAUCGGCGAAAGAGUGGCUGGAUGAAACAUUCCGUGAAGUUGUCGUUGAGGAAGUAGUGGAGACAACUAAAGAUGAUGUAAUUAUACCACAUGGAGAUGCAGUGACAGUCCAGACAUUUGUAGCUUGGAGAGAACGUUUUGAAGCAGAACUGGCGCUAGAGCGAGCCAAGCUAAUGCCUGAAUCUGCGCUCACGACAUCCAAGGAGAAGAAGCUUUCUGGGCGAGAGUGGUUUGAAAGAAAAGGUGCCUCGCAAAUUGCUGAUGAGUCCGAAGAAGAGGAUGACGAAGAUAUCGACUUUGACGAUGAGGACUUCGAAGAUGAUGAAGAAGAUAUGCUUAAGCAUUAUUUGGACGAGUCCGAUGUUUCCUCUCAUUCUCAGAGGAGAUCUGAGCGAACUGUGAUAGACUGAGAUGAGGGCUUGCUUGGUAUUUGAAUUUUGUUUCUCUUUUAUUAGGGUUUUCCUAUUUACCAUCCCUGUUUUGUCUAAAUUCCAUUCAAUCUGCAAUUGCUUAAAAAAUUAUAGUGUUGAUAACAGUAGCCCAGUUUUAUUAUUUUCUUUCAUAUGCAUCUCUUUUUUACCCUCA